CCCGCAAAGCGGGCAAGGGUUGUAAAAGCUCAGAGUAACCCUGAAGCGGAGCUCAGCGGCCGCUGCUAUGGGGUAGGCGACAUCGCACGGCCUCCGGCGCCGCUUGUGCGUGAUGCGGUAGCAGUAGAUCUGCAGCGCAAAAGCAGCAGCAGGUUUACUUUUAAUAACGGUGGGCAGGUUUUUUUGUAGCCGCUCUGGUGUCUGCCCUGCGCGUUUGGCAGGCGCUGGGAGCGCACCUCCACGCCUUGCCCCGCGUAAGUCCGGGUCCUGGGCCACCCUCCCUCGUCCUUAGGCCCGUUCCAGGGCCGGUAUCUCCUCGCGCCCUUUUUUCAAGGGGAAAAAUUAAAAUACGAUCUCCGAGUCAGGGAAAAACGUUUCCUGCUUUAUUCCGUCAGACAUGACACAGGGACACGUUCCCACAGGCCGCACCUAGUGCGACGGUGGUCGGCGCUUCUGCGUGACAUCAUCAACUGAGGCCGGAAGUCGCCGGAGUCUGCUUCCGGGGACAGUGCCGGCUUCGCCAAAAUGGCGGCGCCCGGGUGCGCCUGAGUGGAAGAUAGGCGACUGUCGCUCGAGGCCGUGGCGGACGCCGGCUCCCCAUGGCGCUGAGCAGCCGCACCUGCCUACUGCUGGUGGCCAGCAGGCUCCAGGCACGUGGAGCGGCCAGUCUCAAAAUUGAGACCGAAGCGGACACAAGCGAAAAUGAGGUUGUUGCCCCAGACUUUACUAACAGGAAUCCUCGGAACUUGGAGCAGUUGGCCCUGGCUAGGAAGGAGCGUGGCUGGAAGACGACAUGGCCAAAGCGUGAAUUCUGGCAUAGAUUACGGCUUGAGCGCACACAGCAUUAUGUAGAAGCCUUUGUUGAGCGCUCCAAUGGGGAUAUUGUGGUAUCUGCCUCUACCCGAGAGUGGGCCAUAAAGAGACACCUAUAUAGUCCUAAGGGAGUAGCAGCAUGCAAAAACCUUGGCCGCGUAAUGGCGCAGCGGUGUUUGGAAGCAGGAAUCAACUUUGUGAACUUCAAAGCUGUUAUCCCCUGGGAGCGUCGCUGUGACUCGAUUCAGGAAUUUGAAAAAGCUAUGGAGGAGGGUGGUGUCGUUCUGCGUGAGCCACAAAGAAUCUAUCGGUAAAAUGGAGACUGUUGGGAAAACCUUCCAUGGAACAACGAUCACUUCUUUAGGUGCACGUAGCAGCACAGUGAAGGUUCAGAGCUGGAAAAAGUUGGAAUGUGACGUCUUACAAUAAAAUGUUUGAAUGGA
This is a messenger RNA of Falco peregrinus (peregrine falcon), 1256 nucleotides long. RefSeq names its product mitochondrial ribosomal protein L18 (gene MRPL18). The transcript is spliced from 4 exons. Gene Ontology annotation, biological process: translation. Gene Ontology annotation, molecular function: structural constituent of ribosome; 5S rRNA binding. The coding region runs from base 600 to 1127 and encodes 175 amino acids. The record is from RefSeq and is a predicted model, not a curated record. Gene Ontology annotation, cellular component: ribosome; mitochondrion. NCBI's taxonomy places the organism in Eukaryota, Metazoa, Chordata, Aves, Falconiformes, Falconidae.